Molecule: messenger RNA, 1395 nt
Organism: Stylonychia lemnae
Lineage: Eukaryota; Ciliophora; Spirotrichea; Sporadotrichida; Oxytrichidae
Source: the annotation of a GenBank genome assembly
AUGGACAAAGAGGAUGAAAUUGAGAAAGAACUCAAGAGAUUGGGUUGCUCCAAUGCUUCAUCAAAGGCAGAAACUGUGAGUAGGGCCUCUGAUAGAGGAAAUAAUUAAAUAUCUACUCAUACUUCUGAAAAAAACGCUUUGAGUUUAAAGAGUGAGGAGGCUUCGGGAAAUCGCCAGGAUGAACUUGGUAAGCAUUAAUAGCAAUAGGCAAAUUAAGCAAAAUUCGGAAAUAUCGGACUGCUUAACAGAAGCUUUAAUGUCCCUGAUAACAAAAUUAAACGUGAAGAUCAAAAAGAAAUUAUGGGCAAUGGAUAAGGAUUACCUGGAUCUGCUACAUCUGAUAGAACUCAAAAAGGCUCAAACCAGUUUUAUGCGACUAACAAAGUUGAGCCUAAGAUCUAAGGAACUCAUGGUCACUAAACUAUGAUGCACAAUGCGAGUGGGGCUUUUGGAAGUGCUGGCUAGCAUAAUUUUCAAGCUAGAAAUAAUUCAUAGGUACCAGUUAUCACUAAAGACGGAAGGCCAGCUUUCCCACCGAUGCCAAAUAAUGCCAAUCCAAGAUUUGGAAAUCAAUCUCAAGGCAUGUAUCCACAGUAAUAAGGAUUGGUGAAACCAUAGGCUAUCGUUGGAACAAUGAUGCCUGCUGACGGUCAACAUAGAGGCCAUGAAUUCUAAAGAACUAAUUUUAACAAUGCUCCUUUUCCUGGUCAAUAAGUUGCAAUGAUAAACAAUGCCCCAUCUUCACUGCUCUCCGGUUACAGACCAGGUGCUUCAAUUGAGUCUUAGCAAUUGGCUCAAUAAUAGCAAAAUAUGUAAAAUUAAGACUAAAGACCCCAGCCAGUUUUGUAAAAUAUUGUAUCAACAGCGAAUCUUGGUAUCAAGCUUGAUUUGAGAAAGAUCGCACUCAACUGUAGAAAUGCUGAAUAUAACCCUAAGCGUUUUGCUGCAGUCAUCAUGCGUAUCAGAGAACCAAAGACUACAGCAUUGAUAUUCAGCUCAGGCAAGAUGGUCUGCACUGGUGCUAAAUCAGAAGAAUUCAGUAAGGAUGCUGCAAAGAAGUAUUCAAAGGCAAUCAAGAAGGUAGGAUUUGAAGAUGUAAAUAUGCAAGACUUCAAAAUUCAAAAUAUUGUUGGCUCUUGUGACGUUAGAUUCCCAAUUUCACUUGAAAGUCUAUCCUAAGAGCAUGAUAAGUUCAGUCAAUAUGAGCCUGAAAUCUUCCCAGGUCUCAUCUACAGAAUGGCUAACCCAAAGAUAGUGCUUCUAAUCUUUGCAAGUGGCAAAAUUGUCCUCACUGGUGCUAAGAACAAAAACGACAUUACUCUUGCUUUCAAUAAUAUAUAUCCUGUACUCUAGAAGUUCAAGAGGAGAAAUACAAGAUUAGUCCCUCCAAACUGA